GGUUCCGGGCGGUUGGGCGCGCGAGCGAGGAGCGGAGGCAGCCGCGCCCGCCCGCCCCGCCCCUGGAUGCCGCUCUGCCCCGGCGCGGCCGCCGAUCGCAGCACAGGAGCCGCCGCCGCCGCCGCGGUUGAUGUGGUUGGCCUGGGGCUGAGGAGGCCGCCAAGAUGCCGCAGUCCAAGUCCCGGAAGAUCGCGAUUCUGGGCUACCGGUCUGUGGGGAAGUCCUCGUUGACGAUCCAGUUUGUUGAAGGCCAGUUCGUUGACUCUUACGACCCAACCAUAGAGAACACUUUCACAAAACUGCUCACAGUGAAUGGACAAGAGUAUCACCUCCAACUCGUAGACACGGCUGGGCAGGAUGAAUACUCCAUCUUUCCUCAGACGUACUCCAUUGAUAUUAAUGGUUAUAUUCUUGUGUAUUCAGUUACAUCAAUCAAAAGUUUUGAGGUGAUCAAAGUUAUCCACGGCAAAUUGUUGGACAUGGUGGGGAAAGUGCAGAUACCCAUCAUGCUGGUUGGGAAUAAGAAGGACCUGCACAUGGAGAGGGUGAUCAGUUACGAAGAAGGGAAGGCGUUAGCAGAAUCUUGGAAUGCAGCCUUUUUGGAAUCUUCUGCUAAAGAGAAUCAAACUGCUGUUGACGUAUUUCGGAGGAUAAUUUUGGAGGCAGAAAAAAUUGAUGGGGCCGCUUCACAAGGCAAGUCUUCCUGCUCGGUGAUGUGAGCCCCUGGGCCGAGGACACUGGGAGCCAGCCUGCGGGGGGCGGCUGCGUCCUCCUGGAAGAUGAACUGCUUCGUUUUCUUCUGUUCCCGGGAAGGCUUCCUUCGGGUCAGAGCGUCUGCCCACCCGCCCACCCUUCAGAUUAUGUUGAACUCCGACUCUGUCCACCUGAGCUCACUUCCACUUUCUUUAAGCAAUCAUAUUUCAAUUUAUAUAUUGUAUUUCUUAAUAUUAUGACCAAGAAUUUUAUCGGCAUUAAUUUUUAAGUGUAGUUUGUUGUUUAAAAUAAUGUAAUCAUCAAAAGAUGCAUAUUGUUACACUACUAUUAACUAGGCUUCCAUAUAUCAGUGUUUAUUUCAUUGUGUUCAAUGUAUACUUGUAAAUAAAAUAGCCGCAACGUUAA
This is a messenger RNA of Molossus molossus (Pallas's mastiff bat), 1119 nucleotides long. It is a transcript of the gene RHEB, whose product is annotated as Ras homolog, mTORC1 binding. NCBI's taxonomy places the organism in Eukaryota, Metazoa, Chordata, Mammalia, Chiroptera, Molossidae. Gene Ontology annotation, molecular function: GTP binding; GDP binding; GTPase activity. Gene Ontology annotation, biological process: small GTPase-mediated signal transduction. Gene Ontology annotation, cellular component: plasma membrane. The transcript is spliced from 8 exons. The record is from RefSeq and is a predicted model, not a curated record. Bases 165 to 719 code for a protein of 184 amino acids.